Molecule: messenger RNA, 1735 nt
Organism: Austrofundulus limnaeus
Lineage: Eukaryota; Metazoa; Chordata; Actinopteri; Cyprinodontiformes; Rivulidae
Gene: nsg1
Product: neuronal vesicle trafficking associated 1
Exons: 5
Coding region: 171-728 (185 amino acids)
Biological process (GO): endosomal transport; clathrin coat assembly
Cellular component (GO): membrane; endosome
Molecular function (GO): clathrin light chain binding
Source: RefSeq, a predicted model, not a curated record
ACAGCAGCAUCCAGCUCUCUGAGAGGAGGAGGGGGCAGCACAAACCCAGCUGGCCAUAUUCUACAGCAGCUCCUCGUAAAUCGGCUGCGUCACAUCUUAAACACACGGCUGGAAGCGUAAAGAGGGAAACACACCGCUUUACAACGCGUCUCGGCUGAGUUGGGGGAAAAAUGGUUAAAUUGGGGAAUAAUUUCACGGAGAAAACCAACGGGAAGGUGGUUUCUGAGGACGGCUUUGACACCAUCCCUCUCAUUACACCUCUAGAUGCCAGUCAGCUGCAGUUUCCACCACCUGAUAAGGUGGUGGUGAAGACCAAGGCAGAUUACGAUGGCGAGAACAAGAAGGGAAAMCUACGAUCCCCCAAAAUCGCAGAGUUCUCCAUCAGCAUCAUUGAAGGUGUAUCUGAGAGACUCAAAGUGACCUUGCUGGUGAUCUGUGCCCUGGCUUUCCUGGUUUGUGUGGUGUUUCUGGUCGUCUACAAGAUCUACCAGUACGAGCAGCCGUGUCCCGACAGCUUUGUGUAUAUGCAGGGUCGCUGCCUGCCAGCUGGGUUGUAUGGAAACUACCCCCCUCAGGGUCCUGGGGGCCGUGGACGUCUCUUUACCUUCAUUAACCACUACAACAUGGCCAAGCAGACGAUCACUCGGUCGGUAUCGCCAUGGGUGACCAUCAUGUCCGAGGAGAAGGUAACCCAGCAAGAGACGGAGACGGCCCAGAAACUGGCCUAACCUACCUGGGAUCAGGAGGUGGUCUCCAGUACUGCAGAAGGGGGGAAAAAGGAAAAAUAAAAAUCUGGUUGUGCCAAUCAGGCAAACAUCGAGUCCCGUUGCUUUUUGUGGAUGAAAAAAAAAAAAUUACAAAGUUAAUUUAUCUUGCCUGAGGUGCUAUGCUGCCUUGUUGAUGUAGUUUGGUCAGCUGGUGUACAGUAGCUGGAAAUCUGUGGAAGUUUUGAACGUGUUCUCAGCACAGCAAGGCUCAGUUUGGUGGAUUCAUGAGUUGUCUGAACAGCAUAUGUUAUUUAUUUACACAGCAAAAUAAAGUGGCAUACAUGUAGAAAAAGCCACACACACACAGUCUUUGUACAUACACACACGAACAAGCUCACUCAGAUUGUAAAACGACUGAGCCAUUGUGUCUGCAUUGUUUUGUCGCACAUGCACGCACGAUGCUAACGGCAAUCAGUUUGCUUUGAGUUUCUCUUCUUCUGAGCACUGAUUUAAGCAUGUUAAGACCUUUUUGAAUAGUACAUUUUCACUUGAAGCAGCAAAGUUACAAGAACAUUUGCCUCAGAGUUCAUCUGCGCCGAAAUAUUUCAAUCUUAUAUUGUGAGACAUUGAGGCUUGACCUGGAGGAAUCGUACCAGCAGAAACCAAUAUUUUUGAACAUGGAGUCGGCCCAUACGCACUUAUUUUCAUUAUGAACAAUAUGCUUACUUUUCAUAACAAAACUUGUAAUGCUGCUGUACUGAAUGUUUUUGCUAGUGAAUACACUGUAUUGUACAAUGCUUUGCAUUGACUGUCAUCACAGACGGCUGUUCGCAGCUGAUGUAGUCUGAUGUAGUGGAACAAUCCCGGUAGUUGCUUGUCCUGUUCAUUUUCUUUUUUUUUUUUGUCAUUUAACUUAACUGUUCCAGUAWAUGUACAUUUUUCAAACAAUGUAAUAAUUACCAUUAAAGUGCAUUUGCUAAAUAAAAUGUUGAAUGAACUGAAAUAAAGAGCUCACAUUCCAAACUGUU